AUGCUCUCUAACCUCUUUGUCGCCUUGCUGGCUGGUGUGGCCGCGGCCUCACCUUCAACGCCACUCUACGAACGUGAGCUGAAGAAGCGGGCAACAACCCUCAUCCCGGACACCUGCUUCAGCUCCACGUCGGAGUUCGAGUCUUACUUCAACUACAACUACCCAUGGGGUGACACGCACAACGGGGCGGCGCUCAUGUCCAAGGCUCAAGUCAGCAUCAUCCACAACGCCUACCUUGAGCUCAAGUCAGACUACACGGGCCCCCAGUCGGGCAACAGCAACCUCAAGUACAACAGUGGCACCGUCUAUGCGAAGCAGAAGUUCACCGUGCAGAAGGGAGGCGGUCUCGACUUCAAGGCCAACUUUGUCGCGCCCGUUGCCAAGGGCACCUGGCCCGCGUUCUGGCUCAACGGGGCCAACAGCUGGCCCCCGGAGAUCGACCUGGCGGAGUGGAAGGGCACGGGCAAGAUCAGCUUCAACACCUUCAACACCAGCUCGCAGGUUAAGGCCACCGACGUGACAUACCCGUCGCCGACGACGGCCUGGAGGACGAUUCUCGCGGAGCUGCGGGCCGAGUCCGACGGGACGACGGUCAAGAUCAACUUCUACAUGGAUGGCAAGCUUAUCACAACCCAGUACGGGGCCAAGAUGGUCGGCGCGCCAUUCAACCUGAUCAUCGACUACCAGAUGGAGGGCAGCAGUGGUUCUCCUGGACCCCAGGACACCACUUACUUUUUGACGCAGUACCUGAGUGUCACGAGUUAUAAUCCAUGA
Diaporthe batatas is the source of this 774-nucleotide messenger RNA. RefSeq lists its product as uncharacterized. Lineage: Eukaryota; Fungi; Ascomycota; Sordariomycetes; Diaporthales; Diaporthaceae. Gene Ontology annotation, biological process: glucan catabolic process. The transcript has 2 exons. Gene Ontology annotation, molecular function: hydrolase activity, hydrolyzing O-glycosyl compounds. The record is from RefSeq and is a predicted model, not a curated record. The coding region runs from base 1 to 774 and encodes 257 amino acids.